This is a messenger RNA of Peromyscus maniculatus bairdii (prairie deer mouse), 4856 nucleotides long. The record is from RefSeq and is a predicted model, not a curated record. Lineage: Eukaryota; Metazoa; Chordata; Mammalia; Rodentia; Cricetidae.
GCUAACUGCCACUUCCCAUCUCCGGGGCCUUGGGAAGCAGAAAAAAUGUCGAUCCAGUGGCCGUGUGAACCGUGGACUGCGGAGGACCCGUGAGACCGCUCCAGGAAAUCCAGCUUCCCCGGAGAAUGGGCUCCUUGGGUACCAGGGCCUCUUCCCUUUGUGACCGGCUGCCACCCGUGGGACUGCACCUCGACGUCUCCUUGCACUGAUGGGGGAGUAGGCUCGGCUGGGCUUCAGUCUUCCGGUCCAGCAGCUUGCGCGGGGGCCAGCUGAGCCGCAGAUGUCUGCAGCACUUUGGAACUCGGCCCCCUGUUUGCAUCCAUUGUUUGAAGCUAGAGCUGUCCAUUUUCUCUGGCUGGAUGGAGUGGCCACAGCACGAUACUCCCUUGUCCAGAAAGGAUGCCUGGACCCAGACCUACCCACCUAGGAGGAGGAUCAGGCGUGCCCAGGUCCAGGGUAUAGCUUUGGCCUGGCCUGUACCCCUGUCCACACUACCAAGCUGGGAGCCUGCUACAGACAGAAACCUGUGUGUUCAGAUCUGCCCUCUGACUCUCACGUCUGCCCAACGGAACCGAUGGCCAUUUGUGUAUGGGGGUCAGCUGAAGCUGUCCAUUGAUGCCCAGGAUCGGGUUCUGCUGCUGCACAUUAUAGAAGGCAAAGGCCUGAUGAGCAGAGAGCCUGGCGUCUGUGAUCCCUACGUGAAGAUCUCUUUGAUCCCGGAAGACAACCAGCAGUGCUCCCAGAAGACGCAGACCAUUCCAGACUGCAGAGACCCGGCGUUCCACGAGCACUUCUUUUUCCCUGUCCCAGAGGAGGGUGAUCAGAAGCGUCUUCUGGUGACCGUGUGGAACAGGGCCAGUGAGACCAGGCAGCAUGCUCUCAUCGGCUGCAUGAGCUUCGGGGUGAGAUCCCUCUUGACUCCGGACAAGGAGAUCAGUGGCUGGUAUUAUCUGCUAGGGGAGGACCUGGGCCGGACCAAGCACCUCAAGGUGGCUAGGCGGCGGCUCCAGCCCCUGAGAGAUAUGCUGUUGAGAAUGCCAGGAGUUGGGGACCCUGAGAGUGGGGAGAGACUCCAGGUUUCAGGAAGCCUUCGGGCUUAUCUGCAGAGGCACACAGCGCAGACAGGGCUCGGGGAGAUCACUAUCCCGAGGGGCAAAGACGGCUUCGGCUUCACCAUCUGCUGUGACUCGCCGGUCCGAGUCCAGGCUGUGGAUUCUGGGGGCCCAGCCGAGAGAGCAGGCCUGCAGCAGCUGGACACCGUGCUGCAGCUGAACGAGAGGCCCGUGGAGCACUGGAAAUGUGUGGAGCUGGCCCACGAGAUCCGGAGCUGCCCUAGCGAGAUCAUCCUGCUCGUGUGGCGUGUGGUCCCCCAGAUCAAGCCAGGGCCGGAUGGCGGAGUUUUGCGGCGGGCCUCCUGCAAGCCCACACACGACCUCCUGUCGCCCCCUAACAAGAGGGAGAAGAACUGUACCCACGGGGCCCCGUCCCGUCCCGAGCAGCGCCACAGCUGCCACCUGGUGUGUGACAGCUCUGAUGGCCUACUCCUCGGUGGCUGGGAGCGCUACACCGAGGUGGGCAAGCGCAGCGGCCAGCACACCCUGCCGGCGCUGUCUCGGGCCACCCCCGCCACCGACCCCAACUACAUCAUCUUGGCCCCGCUGAACCCUGGGAGCCAGUUGCUGCGGCCUGUGUAUCAGGAGGAUGCCAUCCCCGAAGAACCAGGGACAACCACUAAAGGGAAAUCGUACACCGGCCUGGGCAAGAAGUCCCGGCUGAUGAAGACAGUGCAGACCAUGAAGAGCCACAGCAACUACCAAGAUUGCUCGGCCCUGAGACCACAUGUCCCACACUCGAGCUAUGGCACCUACGUCACGCUGGCCCCCAAAGUCCUGGUGUUCCCUGUUUUUGUGCAGCCCCUAGAUCUCUGUAACCCCGCCCGGACUCUCCUGCUGUCUGAGGAGCUGCUGCUGUAUGAGGGCAGGAACAAGGCUUCCCAGGUGACACUGUUUGCCUACUCGGACCUGCUGCUCUUCACUAAGGAGGACGAGCCAGGCCGCUGUGACGUCCUGAGAAAUCCCCUCUACCUCCAGAGUGUGAAGCUACAGGAAGGUUCUUCAGAAGACUUGAAAUUCUGUGUGCUGUACCUGGCAGAGAAGGCAGAGUGCUUGUUCACUUUGGAGGCUCACUCACAGGAGCAGAAGAAGAGAGUGUGCCGGUGCCUGUCGGAGAACAUCGCCAAGCAACAACAGCUGGCCGCAUCACCCCCGGAGAGGAAGAUGUUUGAGACAGAGGCAGAUGAGAAGGAGAUGCCCCUGGACAAGGGGAAGGGGCCAGGUGCUGAGGACCUCCCACCCAGCAAAGACCCCUCUCCCAGCCAGGAGCUUCCUGCAGGACAAGACCUCCCACCCAGCAAAGACCCCUCUCCCAGCCAGGAGCUUCCUCCAGGACAAGACCUCCCACCCAGCAAAGACCCCUCUCCCAGCCAGGAGCUUCCUCCGGGACAAGACCUCCCACCCAGCAAAGACCCCUCUCCUAGCCAGGAGCUUCCUCCAGGACAAGACCUCCCACCCAGCAAAGACCCCUCCCCCAGCCAGGAGCUUCCUGCAGGACAAGACCUCCCACCCAGCAAAGACCCCUCUCCCAGCCAGGAGCUUCCUCCGGGACAAGACCUCCCACCCAGGAAGGACUCUUCUUUGGGGCAAGAAGCAGCUCCUGGCCCAGAGUCACCAUCCGGUGAAGACACAGCUACCUGCCAAGAGCCCCCUCAAAGCCCAGAAACCUCAACAAGCAAGAACUCCCCGCUGCACCAGGGCUCUCCUCCAACCACAGACCGCCCAUCUUGCCAGGACCUUCCCGCUGGUCAAGAAUCCACCCCUAGCCAGGACCCUCUGCUCAGUCAAGAGCAGCCCCCUGUCAUCCUAGAACCCGCGGCCUCAGUCCAGAACCUUCCACCCUCUCAGGAGUCACCUCCCAGCCAGGGCUCCCCCCCGGAGAAGGCCCCUGAUGAACAGGCGGCCAUCAGCUCUGGGGAGCUAGCAGGGGCCACCGCCGCUGUACCUCGGGCCUCCAGGCCCAACUUUGUGAUCCCCGAGGUCCGGCUGGACAGCGCCUACAGCCAGCAGGAUGGGGCCCACGGGGGCAGCUCUGCCGAGGAUGAGGAGGCCGAAGAGGGAGAGGAAGGGGAAGAGGGGGAGGAGGAGGAGGAGGACGACACCAGCGACGACAACUACGGGGACCGCAGUGAGGCCAAGCGCAGCAGCCUGAUUGAGACUGGCCAAGGCGCCGAGGGCGGCUUCUCGCUGCGCGUGCAGAACUCGCUGCGGCGCCGGACGCACAGCGAGGGCAGCCUGCUGCAGGAGGCCCGGGGGCCCUGCUUCGCCUCCGACACCACCUUAAACUGCUCUGAUGUCGAGGGCACCGCGUCCACCUGGGCCAUCCCUUCACCCCGCACCCUCAAAAAAGAACUGGGUCGUAAUGGAGGCUCCAUGCACCACCUUUCCCUGUUCUUCACUGGACACAGGAAGAUGAGUGGGACUGACCUCGGGGAUGAUGACGAAGCCUCCCGGAAGAGAAAGAGCAAAAACAUAGCCAAGGACAUGAAGAACAAGCUGGCUAUCUUCAGGAGGCGAAAUGAAUCUCCGGGGGCCCCGCCAGCCAGCAAGACAGACAAGACAACCAAGUCCUUCAAGCCUACCUCGGAGGAAGCCCUCAAGUGGAGCGAGUCUCUGGAGAAGCUGCUGCUUCACAAAUAUGGCUUAGAAGUGUUCCAGGCCUUCCUUCGCACUGAGUUCAGUGAGGAGAACCUGGAGUUCUGGCUAGCUUGUGAGGACUUCAAGAAGGUCAAAUCACAGUCCAAGAUGGCAGCCAAGGCCAAGAAGAUCUUUGCCGAAUACAUCGCAAUCCAGGCUUGCAAGGAGGUAAACCUGGACUCAUACACACGAGAGCACACCAAGGACAACCUGCAGAGCGUCACGCGAGGCUGCUUCGACUUGGCACAAAAACGUAUCUUUGGGCUCAUGGAAAAGGACUCAUACCCUCGCUUCCUCCGCUCCGACCUCUACCUGGACCUCAUUAACCAGAAGAAGAUGAGCCCCCCGCUCUAGGGACCGCCAGUAUCCAGCUCAGCGUUCACACCAAGCGGAAGCGGGCUCCCUGCCCAUCCGCCUCCCUCCCCUGUGACGGAGGGGGCAAGCGAGCCCCCAAAGGCUGUGUCUCCAGACAGACAGAAGGACAUUUGGAUUCGAGACCUGGACUGAGAGAGACCCAGGCCGCUACAGGAGUAGGAGGACAGGCUGCGUCAGGUCCUCGAUGCUCCGGUACGAGGGGACCAAGGGCUCUGGCAGGCCCAAGCCGGAUCAGGAGCUGUAGCUCCAUGCUUUGGAGAUUCAGAGACUUCACGCUGACCAAGUUCCUUCGAGAACUGGCUAGGGGAGGCCCAGAGGCCCAGGCCUGGGCUCUGAGGACGUCUUGGGGGCUGCGGGGGGGCUCACAGCUCGGAUCCUCCCCCCUCGAAUUUUAUUUAUUUAAACUGUAGUUGGAUGCUUGGCAGUGAACUGUAAUAGGAAACCUUCGCCCUGCCAGUUUUCUUACCUUACAAGUGCAAUAUCUUAACCAAUGCCUUGUUAAAGCCACCUGGAGGGGCGGCCACCACCCUGCCGUCUCAGGGCAGUCGCUGGUCCCAGGAACCAGUGGUGGCAGCUGGGCCUUCUAGACUGACAAGGCCUUGCGGGGAUGCUGCAGAAAUCGGGCACCCCCUGGGUGGGUGUCCCCCCCCCCGCAAGAGAGCUGGGAAAGCAUAGUGCCCUCCGGCCACACAGUAACAAGUGUUGGAGUGAAUAAACGGCCUGUGUUCUUCU